UAGUCAAUUGAAUUGAUAUCUCGUGUAGAAACUCAUCUAGGAAAGAUUUUAUAUCUUCAGGUGGCUAAUCUGAUAUAAGAUACCACUAUAAUAUUCGUUCUAACAAAAAAAGACACACUUUCCAACACCCUCUACUUCCUUGAAAGGUCCGAGCUCUGUUCCUGCUAUCAGGUAUCUUGGGCUUGACUUGUGAAAGUCAAGAUUUUGCGUUAUAAAUUGUGAAAUGUCAGCGGUAGACGAUAUUUUGGAAAGUUGGGAAGACAUAGAUGAUCCAGGGGUCCUUGAUAAAAAAUUGGAUGUUCUCCGAUUGAAUGCUGUAGAAGCAUUAGAAGAGAUAGAAGCUUCUAGCUUAAAGAUUAAUAACAAUAAUACAAAUAAUACAAGAAUGAUAAUUUUGGGUGAAGAUGGGAUGAGAUCUCAAUAUGUACCUCCAAAGCCAACAGUAAAGAUAUUAAAAAGACCUACAAGAGAUUCCCAAGGUAGUGGCGAUGGUCCAUUACUAAAUGGAGACAAACCGAAACAACCUAUUAAAUCAUUAAAACAGAGGGAGCAAGAAUAUGCAGAGGCAAGAAGAAGAAUUUUAGGAGAAGAGAAAAGUCCUGAAGAAAAAGUAAUACAAGAAAUAAAUAGAAUUCAACCAAAGUCAGUUGUACCAGGUGGAAGUGCUCUUCCCAGUAAUGUUACUCGUAUGCCUAUCGGUCCAGAUGGAACACGGGGAUUUAAUGUACGCAGGUAGCAUGUCUUCCAGGGAACUAUCCUUAUCACCCAUCUUUUUCCUCUCCUUCCUUCUUCUUGGCAUGGGAAAGAGAGGCGGCUAUGAGGCCGACAGCAGAGAGCAGCCUCGUGUUCCUGAUCAACUGCGAGCAUUUAACUCGAUUGGUCUUAAGAGGAACACAUUGAGAGCUGUGCCCUGCAGGUCAUUACAUAGAGAUCGCACACGUGGAUCCAGAUUAUAUUUUAUCGGCGAAGAAACGUCACUAUAAUGGUGGUAACAUUCAUUGCCAGAUUAAUAUUAUGAUUUGUUAAUGUUUGUUAUAUUUUAAGAGCUCCUAUUUGAAAAAAAAAAAAAAGAAAACAAAGAAAAAAAUUGCAAUUGAAUUAAAAUUCUGAACAAUGCCAUGUGGAAUGCAAAGAAAAAAAAGAUAAAUUUUAAUAUACUGUAAAAUUACAUUUUAUUCCCAGAACUUGUAAUAUUAUUUAAGUAUAUUAACUGACCUAUAACAAUAAAAGAGUUACCUAUAUGUUAUUUUCGUAGUACUAUCUACAAUUAGGUAUAGAAAAAAAAACAAACAUUCUUAUGUUUACAAGGUAAUAACAACUUGGAUCUUGUUUAUAAAUAUCAAAUUGUAAUCGUGAAAUGUUUAUAUAUAAAAUACUUAAAUGAAAA
This is a messenger RNA of Vespa velutina, 1387 nucleotides long. Its product is annotated as SUZ domain-containing protein 1. Bases 224 to 736 code for a protein of 170 amino acids. The record is from RefSeq and is a predicted model, not a curated record. Lineage: Eukaryota; Metazoa; Arthropoda; Insecta; Hymenoptera; Vespidae. The transcript is spliced from 4 exons.